Homalodisca vitripennis (glassy-winged sharpshooter) is the source of this 1214-nucleotide messenger RNA. Its product is annotated as keratin-associated protein 10-2-like. Bases 578 to 991 code for a protein of 137 amino acids. The transcript has a single exon. Lineage: Eukaryota; Metazoa; Arthropoda; Insecta; Hemiptera; Cicadellidae. The record is from RefSeq and is a predicted model, not a curated record.
AUUUACAUAACCAAAGUUGAACAACUAGACUGUUUCCUAUAAGCUACAUGGUGUUUAAACCACACAUCUCUUUCAUUACUAACUUUAAUCUGGCUAUCAUCACUAUUCAUAUUCACUCGCUAUACUUUAUCUUAAUGGAGAUGGAAUAACUCUUUUAAAACUGUAACAGUGCUAAUGGUAUCACCUCUUUCCAUCAUUUUGUCUAAUAAAAAUUCUCAACUAAUCCUGAACUCUGGGUGGUAUUUCACCAGCCAUAACACGUUAUCACACUUUAAUUUCAUGUUAUGGUUUUAAAUUGUUGGAAUUACAUUAGUUUCCACCUGGAUCUUUUGUUAUUGCACCAAAUAAUAAAAAUCUCGGGUUAAAAUAUAAAAAUUGGAGAUUGUAAGUUUUCUUUUAUAAAAUAGUAGAAAACUAAGUAAAGAUGUUAACACACAAAUUACUUUUUUUACGUGUUGUGCUGAUAACAACGUGUUCCAACAAUUGCAGACCUAACCACAUACUCAGUCACUUCUAACACACUAAUGCUUGUUAACUGUCUUGCUCUGUCUCUGUCACACCAUCAGAGUGUCCAGUGAUGCUCCCCAUCGAUCCCUGCAUGCCCUCCCCAUGUGGCCCCAACUCACAGUGCCGAGUGAUCUCCAACCAGCCCGCAUGUUCCUGCCUGCCCAACUACUCGGGCCGCCCGCCAAACUGUCGCCCCGAGUGCACCAUUAGUGCUGAGUGUCCCGGGAAUCUCGCUUGUCAGCAGGAGCGCUGCACUAACCCCUGUCCCGGCUCCUGUGGUCCCGGAGCCACUUGUAGGCCGGUCAACCAUAAACCGGUCUGUGCCUGUUCGGCCGGAUUCACUGGAGACCCUUUUGCCGGAUGCGUUCCUCAACGUAAGCAAAGCUCUUGGUUUUUAUUUCGCAACAUACAAAUGGAUUUAUUUAUAUUUUAUGUCUUCAUUAACUUGCAGAUGAAGAUUUUAUUUUUAUUGUUUUCAGGUUAGCCAACUAAAAUUAUUAUUUUACUGUAUUACUUCACUUAAUUCAAUGGAUUUUCUUAGUGUAUUAUAAAGGGUUUGUGCUUUCAGCAAUGUUAUGAAUCCUUGAGUUGUUACUUUAUUAUUUCACAUGAAUUUAUUGUUGUAUUUAUUUUGACAGAUCAUUUGUUGAUGGCUUACGUGCUACUGAAGCUGUUCACUGGGUUGUUCUCAAAAUUUUUCUUUUCCG